This is a messenger RNA of Xyrauchen texanus (razorback sucker), 1496 nucleotides long. Its product is annotated as G-protein coupled receptor 26-like. Gene Ontology annotation, biological process: adenylate cyclase-activating G protein-coupled receptor signaling pathway. Gene Ontology annotation, cellular component: membrane. Gene Ontology annotation, molecular function: G protein-coupled receptor activity. Lineage: Eukaryota; Metazoa; Chordata; Actinopteri; Cypriniformes; Catostomidae. Bases 227 to 1324 code for a protein of 365 amino acids. The transcript has 3 exons. The record is from RefSeq and is a predicted model, not a curated record.
CUCAGAUGGAUGAUGGAAAUUACAUGGCUUGUAUUCUGCCAUAAAAGUGCAAUGUGUAUUCAUUCGAAAUGAUUUCCAUCGUUUUGUUACAAAUGUAAAGAUCGAAAUGUGCAGGCGCGUAAAGAAGACGCGAUUGUGCUUCAGCACUCUGGACAGCGCACGCAAGUUGCGCCUUCUGCGAAUUACUACUGGAGUUAUUUUGCUGAAAGAACACCAUGUUUAACAAAUGAAAAGUCAUGCUCUUGAUAACAUAUCUACCAUCAACAGGGUCAAAUACACCGCAAGUGGACUUUUGAAGAGAGAAAUGGACUUUGCGGAAAUUCUGUUUGCUUCUUUUAUCGUUGUGGUCGCGAUUGUUUCUUUGUUGUCGAACUUACUGGUGUUGCUAUGCUUCAUUCACAGCAGCGAAAUACGCCGACAGGUGCCAGGGGUGUUCACCAUGAACUUGUCAUUUUGCAACAUACUAAUUUCGGUUCUGAACAUGCCAUUCACUUUAGUGGGGAUCGUGAAACACCAGCAGCCUUUUGGAGACUGCGUCUGUCGCACGGUCAGCUUUCUGGAGACCUUUCUGACAGCCAACAGCAUGCUGAGCAUGGCAGCCCUCAGUAUAGACCGAUGGAUCGCUGUGGUGUUCCCGCUGAGUUACUCAAGCAAAAUGCGCUACCGGGACGCGCUGGUCAUGGUGUGUUACGCGUGGCUUCAUUCGCUCACGUUCUCCCUCAUCCCGCUGCUUUUCUCCUGGUUUGACUACAAUCCCAUUUACGCAUCCUGCACGUUGCAUUUGAACGACGAGAGCGCGCGGAUUAAAUUCACUGUGUUCACCAUUGUCUUUCAUGCCACCAGCUUCAUGCUUUCGCUCCUGAUUUUGUGCGUUACAUACUUAAAGGUGUUAAAAGUUGCACGCUUUCACUGCAAGAGGAUUGACAUUAUAACCAUGCAGACCCUCUUCUUACUAGUAGAUAUUCACCCAAGUGUUAAGCAGCGCUGUCUUGCAGAACAAAAGAGGAGAAAACAGCGUGCCACUAAGAAAAUCAGCAUUUUCAUUGGGUCUUUCAUCAUCUGUUUCGCCCCUUAUGUCAUUACAAGGCUGGCUGAGCUGCUUCCCUUAGUGGACAUCAACAGACACUGGGGUAUUGUCAGCAAGUGUUUAACAUACAGCAAGGCAGCUUCAGACCCUUUUGCCUACUCCCUCCUGCGCCAGCAGUACAAGAAGGUCUUGGUAACAGGGGCCAACCGCUUGUUGAAGCGUGAUUUAUACCCAUCCUCUGGACACAGCAGCUCUAUGGACACAGAGAAUGACUACAGUCUUCAAAGAAUCAGCUAAUGUAACACAAAAUGAAACACAAACUAAAAAAUACCAAUGCCUUGAUUGUGUGUUAGAAUUUAAGAUUGAGUGAGUAUGUAUGUGUGAGACUAAGAGACAGAGAUAGAGAGAGGGAUUGUGUUGUCACAGUUGGUAAUGUUAACAGUGAUGUCCCACUCUAAUGUAACCAGAU